Messenger RNA from Suillus subaureus, 1481 nucleotides. RefSeq lists its product as uncharacterized. The record is from RefSeq and is a predicted model, not a curated record. NCBI's taxonomy places the organism in Eukaryota, Fungi, Basidiomycota, Agaricomycetes, Boletales, Suillaceae. The transcript is spliced from 2 exons. The coding region runs from base 497 to 1261 and encodes 254 amino acids.
CUCAUGUAGUUCCCACGGAUACAACAUCAAGGACUCGGACAUUCACUGAUAGUGACUUUAGGCGGCAAGCUUUGUGCUGGCGUUGACAAAUCUGGAGUUUGUUUCCUUCCGCUCAGCUUUACAGCUCUUUUGCAUGAACAUCCACACAGAAGGCAGUGUCUUGAACAUACCAAGACGCCUUCAAAAUGCAUCAUUCCUCAGGCUACAUAAGGUCAAAUAGUGUCUCGAUGUAGACCCCCUCCGCAUUUGUGGAAUUUGGUCUAAUACUAGUAUGGUAUUUUAAUACUUUCAUCGGUUCACUGACGCUGACUCGUUUCACUCAUUGCCAGGAUGUCAAUUCAUCAAGUGUUCCACUUAGAGAUACAGACUGCUUUCAACUUGACACAAACAAAAGUAUGGUUUUCGCUAUAUAGUAGAGUUUUUGACCCUAUACUUUCACAGAUAGUAGAAUUGUUCAACAACAUCAAGGUCAAGUUUGACUAUUACGAAGUCAUCAAUGAUACCCCGACACGCGAAAGCUUUGCCAAGGUUGUUGAGAGAAUCGAAACUCUACUGUAAGUGCGGCAGGCUCAUCCCAACCUGCACUCAUGCCCGAUCAAGGCAGAAGAAGAGUGUCUUUCCGGACGGAGAUGCACUGACAGUCAGCUACCAAGGCACGAACUUUGAACUCGAAACCCUUUUUGACCUCGUUGGCUGGAUCUUUUCUGUAACCGGACAGACUCCCAACAAUGCCACCUCGGCCAAUUACUACUAUCCUUUGGUAAUUCUUUACUGCCAGUGGUGUCGGACGUUGUGCGCCAACGAAAAGAAGGAGCCGCAGAUGGUGCAAAUCACAUGGUUCCCUGAAGGGAGCACCAAGCGAGUUUGCCUUGGAAGUAAUCUGGAUAAGCCCAAGAGAACUCGUAAAGAUGCAGCGAGAAUAAAGAGAUUUGAUAGGCUUCUCAAGGACAAUUUGGCCAAAGAAGAUGAAAGGGAGAAGAGUUAUGUGGGUGAUGGUGGGCAGCUCAUCGGGCAUUGCGCAGAGUCGUUUCCAGCGUUAUUCAUUAAGUCGCUUGGGAACAAAGUGACGCUGGCAGAUGUCAGAGGUGUUGCUGUCAAACCAUUCAAGGCUCUCAGCAGUGAGGUGGCCAACAAGUUCGCUGUCCCAGAUACAGAGGCGCGCAAGGAGUUGCUCGAGGACCCGUGCAACAAUUGUAAAGUCGUCCUUCCACGCUUGGGCAGUCACAUAAACUUGGACAAUUUUAGCAUACUUAAGCUUUAACUGUCAGUACUGUAUUGGCGCCUGUAACACCCGGACUUCCGUACCUCCAAGCCUGAGCGUGCAAGUAGUAGGCUUAUAUGUAACUGUGCUGGAGAAAUCUGUGCAAUAUGAUCAAUGUGAUACUGUCUUGAUGAUCUGCGUUCAGGUAGUCCCACAAUGGUUCGAAGUAGUAUUUCGAAGUUUUCGUAUCAGUCACCUCGAUGUUAGCUGGGGCCUUGAG